Molecule: messenger RNA, 1695 nt
Organism: Kockovaella imperatae
Lineage: Eukaryota; Fungi; Basidiomycota; Tremellomycetes; Tremellales; Cuniculitremaceae
Exons: 9
Coding region: 109-1572 (487 amino acids)
Molecular function (GO): RNA binding
Source: RefSeq, a predicted model, not a curated record
UCUCUCUCUCUCUCAUACACCUCUUCCAACCUAGAUCGAGCACACAACAAGCAUCAACAGACAGAUCAAACCGUAUAUCUCGCUGACUGUAGCUCCCACAUCUCCAUCAUGUCGGACAACAACUACGAUGAUGACCUGUACGGCGAUCUCGUCGACGAUCUCGAUACGGAAGAACUUGUAGAUCCCGAUGCGGAGAUACAUCAAGGACAGACAUCAAAUGAGAACAAGAUCGACGUCAAGACAGACGUACAAGAUAACAAGCCGACCUCGUCUCAGUUGGCGUCUACUGCAGUUCCCGCCGCCGUACCGGCCGGUCAGAAUUAUCAGACUGGAGGAGGGGCCGGACCAAGCUCUGGUCCUGCGUUCAACAUGGGUCAAGGUAUGGGAGGAAGCGGCAGUGAUACGGAUAGGAUCAAAUCUAAUGAUGCGCCUGAUGAGGGCAAAAUGUUCAUUGGAGGUCUGAACUGGGAAACCACGGACGACGGACUCAAAGAGUACAUGAGUCAAUAUGGAGAAGUUGAAGCCUGUACCAUCAUGCGCGAUCCCACCGGUCGAUCGAGAGGAUUCGCGUUUUUGACUUACAAGGACCCAUCUAGCGUGAACCAGGUCAUGGGCAUGACACACCACCUCGAUGGCAAGCAGAUUGAUCCCAAGCGAGCGAUACCUCGUGCGGAGCAUGAACGAACGGCCAAAGUUUUCGUCGGCGGUCUCGCUGCCUCUGUCACUUCAGAGUCUCUGAAAGCAUUCUUGGGACAAUUCGGUACAGUCAUGGAUGCGACUGUCAUGUACGACCGCGAGACAGAUAGAUCCAAGGGAUUUGCGUUCGCCACAUUCGCAGAUGAAGAAGCCGUUGGUGUAGCUAUGGCUGCGAGCGGCAUCGAACUGGAGGGCAAGCCUAUCGAAAUUAAGAAGGCUCAACCUCGGGGAUCUGGCAACUUGCCUGGCAAAUUCUCCACCAAUAACCGAUUCCAAGGCGGUGGGAACAUGGGAGGUUUCAACGGUGGAGGUAAUAUGGGCGGGGGCAUGAAUGCUGGAGGCGGUGGUUUCGAUCCGAUGGCCAUGGCUAUGAUGUACCAGAAUAUGGUCAAAGGGUCGGCGAUGGGUAACAUGGGCAUGGGAGGGAGCUUUGAUCCCAAUGCGAUGGCUAUGAUGUAUCAGAACAUGAUGAAGAACAUGGGAGGAAUGGGCAACGCACCCGCCAUCAAUCCUAACAUGGCGGCUAACAUGAUGCGCAAUAAUAUGGGCAUGGGUGGAAUGGGCAUGAACAAUAUGAUGGGAAUGGGCAUGAACAACAUGGGCGGAAUGGGCAUGAACGGUAUGGGUGGAGGUAUGAAUAUGAUGGGGGGACAGGGAUUCAACGGUCAAAUGAUGAACAGGCCAAUGGGCAACAACGGUCGACCAAUCCCGAAUGCUCCUCGUGGUCCAGCCGCGAUGCGAAAUGGUCAAGGUCAGACCGGAGGAGGCGGGACGACGCCAACGGGCGGAGCAGCCGGUGGUCAAGGCCAGGGCGCUCAAGGUCCAGGAGCCCAGCGAUAUUCGACUCAAGGUCAACAGAGAGCCAGGCCAUACUAGGGUUAGAUGAUCCGCCUGCUCCAGAUUGGCCGCCACGACACAGAUGUAGAUGUAUUGUUUCAUGUCCAAAAUCCCGUAUUCGACAUAUACACAUGUAGGAUGUAUUGCACAAGUCACAUUACG